Molecule: messenger RNA, 1278 nt
Organism: Fusarium subglutinans
Lineage: Eukaryota; Fungi; Ascomycota; Sordariomycetes; Hypocreales; Nectriaceae
Product: sexual development regulator velC
Exons: 1
Coding region: 1-1278 (425 amino acids)
Source: RefSeq, a predicted model, not a curated record
AUGUUGAAUUGGGCACCGGAAACACAUCAUCCUCCUCGGAGUCCAGCUCACUCUUACUAUGAACAACGCCUGUAUUCCCCGGCGGGCCUACUCACCGUAGGGCCCGAUCAUCGUCGUCAUUCACAGCUGCAGCAUCAUCAGCACCCGCAAACUGGCCAUGUUUACCAAUUGAAUGAGAUGUCAAGCUCUGUGCCUCAAAACCAACCUCAUCCUCCUCCUCAUCUACCAUCUGGGCUAUAUGCUACUGACCAUACAGCUGGACAGCAAGCCCGUCCGCCCCAAGCUCCAUCUACCAGUCUUCUGCGGAAUAGCGAAAUGCUGGACCACGCGCAAGGCCACCAUCCAGUAUAUGCGCCGAGACUGCACUCGGUGUCAGAGGAUCAACCACCCGUCUUCAUACAUGGUCAGCAUAGACCAUCAAUCGAUAUGUAUCCCGCGCCUCGCUUCACAGAGUAUCACUUCAAUCCGCCUGUUACAACCCAUGGCAGACCACCUGAUUGGAAUAGUCCUAUGGUAUCUCCAACUGAACCGAGGUCUGAUACUAUGAGGAUAGCCGACAUUCUUACCACUGGUGAGAGAAGUGACAGUAGGACGAGCGUGGACAAUCGCUCAGCCGAUAACCGCUUCGAGCUCCAGAUACGACAGCAACCAAUUGCAGCUCGAUCAUGUGGAUUUGGGGAGAGAGACCGGAGAGUAAUUGAUCCGCCGCCAAUCGUUCAGCUUCUCAUCAAAGAUGCCAGUCUCACGAAAGAAGAGACAGGAAAACAUCUGCGCUAUCCCCACUACGUGAUGAGCUGCUCUAUUUUCGAUGAAUCUGGGUCUUGUGAUGCCUCGUUCAUGCCUGAAGAGUAUCGGCAACAGCGCCGACUCAUGGGCUUAUUAGUCAGUGCCCCGUUUGUUGGCAAGGAUGAACAUGGCGAGGAGGGUUGCUUCUUCUGCUUUCCCGACUUAUCCUGCAGAACUCCUGGUUCAUUUCGUCUUCAUUUCACCUUGGUCAAAAUUGACCCAAUCCGUGCAAAAGAGGUGAAGCGCUUCCCGACUUUGGUCACCGCUCAGAGCGAUGUUUUCACUGUUUAUACAGCAAAGGACUUUCCUGGGAUGCAGGCCAGUACAAAGUUGACUAAGCGACUUAAGGAGCAAGGCUGUAUUAUUUCUAUCAAGAAGGGCAAUGACCGGUCCAAAAACACCAGGAGUCACGACGAUUCAAGUGAUGGAGAGCAAGAUGAGGGCGAAACUACAUUGCAAGGAAAGCGGCGACGCCGUUCGACACGACAGUGA